Messenger RNA from Morus notabilis, 804 nucleotides. RefSeq names its product agglutinin alpha chain. The record is from RefSeq and is a predicted model, not a curated record. NCBI's taxonomy places the organism in Eukaryota, Viridiplantae, Streptophyta, Magnoliopsida, Rosales, Moraceae. The transcript is spliced from 3 exons. Gene Ontology annotation, molecular function: carbohydrate binding. Bases 82 to 531 code for a protein of 149 amino acids.
AUAUAUAGGGCUAAGCCAGCCAAAUAAAUCCACACACUUCUCCAUUCGAGUCUCUCGACACCUUUGUCCACAGCGCAUAGAAUGGCAAGCCAGACGGUUGCGGUAGGAAAUUGGGGUGGACCCGGUGGUAAUGCAUGGGACGAUGGGUCAUACACUGGAGUUCGAAGUAUAGAGCUUACUUACGGCAAUUAUAUUGGUACUUUUAAUGUGGUUUACGAUUUGAAUGGUGAACCUUUUGAUGGGCCAAAACAUUCUAGUAAUCGUCCCCUCACAACUGCAAAGAUUGAACUACAAUUCCCAGAUGAGUAUUUAGUGAAAGUGAGUGGAAUCGUCAAUAACGUACCUGGUGCAAGCCCUUCUCCAACAAUACAAUCACUGACCUUCCAGACCAACCAGAGAACUUUUGGACCAUAUGGACCUGAAACAGGUGGCACUCCUUUUAGCCUCCCAAUUAGGAACGGCUUGAUUGUUGGUUUCAGUGGAAGAACCGGUGAAGUCCUUGACGCCAUUGGCGUUCACUUGGCACUUUAAGAUCAUCAUGAUCUUGCAACCUGGCUUAUUAUUAGUAAAUAAAAUGACAUCUGCUUCUAAGAUGUCUUGGCUUUUUAUAAAUAAUGUCAAAUCAGAACGAGGUUUAUAAUGGUAAUAUAAUUUGUUGGUUUUAAUGUACUGGCUAUUAUUACCGUGAUAUACGCCUUUGAUGAUUUGAAGUAGUGGUUUGUUUGUUUGUAAUGUUUAAAAUGAGCUCUCUAUGUAGAACCUUUUAAAUAAAUAAUAGCCACACGCUAUAUUUUUAUCUUUUUU